UUCAUUAAGCGGUUUCAUUUCGACAGAGCAGGAUGUGUGGUAAAGGCAAAGGCCGCAAGAGAUCCGGCAAAUGGGGCGCAAGGCAUCAACGCAAUAACAUCCAGAGAUUGAUCACACCGGCUGUUCUUCAGCGUCUGGCUCGCCUUAGCGGUGUUAAACAUGUUUACUUGACAUGCGAAGACGUUUUCAAUAUACUGAAAAUGUUCUUGGAGAACGUGAUCCGCGACGCCGUCGAAUACACCGAGCACGCUGAAAGAAAGACCGUCACCGCCAUGGAUGUGGUGUACGCCCUGAAACGCCAGGGACGCAACCUGUACGGCUUCGGCGGCUAAACGCUUCAACACUGAACGACGAGAACACAACGGCUCUUUUAAGAGUCACCCAAAUAUCCUGAAAGAGCUGUUUCUGAUUUACUGCUUGUUUUGAAAGAAAGUGAAAGAAAAGAAAUCGGGUCUCCCUCUCACACACACACACACACCAAAUACAAUCUCUGUACUACUAAGGAGCAAAAGUGGCAAAAUUAUGUGCGCAAGACUGACAACACGAUCGAAUGUAGGGGAAAAAUAUAAGGUUGAUCUGAAAAAGAGGCCUCAGUCUGGGAAUUCCUCCACAUCUAAGAGUACAUCCCCUACCCUGACUCCAUCGCCAUCCCCAACUCCUAAGACUCUAAUUGGUGAAACCCUGUCUUCUGCUUCUUCCCAACCAUGUUCUAAAAGUAGUGGUGGCUCCAGCAGUGG
This is a messenger RNA of Hemibagrus wyckioides, 737 nucleotides long. RefSeq lists its product as uncharacterized. Gene Ontology annotation, molecular function: structural constituent of chromatin; DNA binding; protein heterodimerization activity. The coding region runs from base 33 to 332 and encodes 99 amino acids. NCBI's taxonomy places the organism in Eukaryota, Metazoa, Chordata, Actinopteri, Siluriformes, Bagridae. The transcript is spliced from 2 exons. Gene Ontology annotation, biological process: nucleosome assembly. The record is from RefSeq and is a predicted model, not a curated record.